Chanos chanos (milkfish) is the source of this 525-nucleotide messenger RNA. It is a transcript of the gene tmem244, whose product is annotated as transmembrane protein 244. Bases 1 to 525 code for a protein of 174 amino acids. NCBI's taxonomy places the organism in Eukaryota, Metazoa, Chordata, Actinopteri, Gonorynchiformes, Chanidae. The record is from RefSeq and is a predicted model, not a curated record. The transcript has 6 exons.
AUGUUGUUGGACUACUGUUGCAGGUGCUGCGGGACCACGCUGAUUAAACGACAUGGGCAGCUGCCAGUCAAUGUCAAACUUAACGACACAUGGGUUGUCCUGCAGAACCUCUUGAUGUGCAUGGUGUGUUUUUACUCUCUCUAUUACAUUGCGGUUAGCCUGUGCAUUGGAAUUCUCAGGGUAGAAGAAGUUGAUAGUUUGCUUGCUCCCUUUGAUUACACAACCCAACCAUCAUGGCAAAGUCCCAAGUAUCUAGUCAGCGUUAUAUCAACGGAGGUGACAUACGUUCUGGGUGGACUGAUCUUUGCCUGGAUCGUGGAGGAGUGGGUCUGGGAUUACGCCAUCACUGUGACUCUGCUACACAUUGGACUGACCAUAGCAGUCAUGGCUGAUUUCCCAUCUACAGAACACUGGUGGAUCGCUCUAGGAUCUGGCUUGGUUAUGAUGAUAUUUGGAGGACAACUUUUGGCGUAUCGUCUUUUCAGGAGUAACCUUGUACAUCCUGCAGAUCUUCAAAACUUCUAA